AUGUCUAGUGCGAUUGAAAAAGAAAAGAAGAAAGAUUCCGGAGGUGAAUUAUCAAAUCAGUCACCUUAUGGCUUACCAUUUGGGCGAAUGCCGAGCGCACCGAUGGAUGCUCGCUCUAUGUCACCUACUUAUGCAGCAUUUGUCAUGCAGCAAGCUGCUCAGUCUAUGUCGCCAGGCUUCGAUAUGUACAGGAAUUUCCCUUUUGGGCCUGCUUCUCCAAGCUCCAUAUUUCAUUAUUUUCGUUGUAGUUUUGUUAAUUUAAAAAUUAUACAGAAUGCGGCUGCAGCAGCUGCCACAUCACCGCAGCAUCCGCUGAAUUCGAUAAACCAAAUGCGAUUACCUCAGAUGGGAUCACCUAUCGCAUCAAUGGCUAGUAAUUUAGCUCAGCAGCCGAGCAGUAAUUCGAGGGGCAGUGCAAAUCCCACUAAAACUUCAAAGAAUGAAAGUAAACAGCCGAAAGUAAAAGAACAGCACAUCAAAAAGCCUUUAAAUGCAUUUAUGUGGUUUAUGAAAGAGAAUAGACCAAAACUAAUGGAGGAAUUAGAUUAUAAAGAAAGACAAAGUGCUGAACUCAACAAAGAACUUGGCAGGAGGUGGCAUGACUUACCAAAAGAAGAACAGCAAAGGUAUUACGAGCUUGCAAAAACUGAUCGUGAGCAGCACAUGCAGAAGUACCCUGGCUGGUCAGCUCGGGAAAAUUAUGCAAUUAAUAAAAAGAAAAAGCGGAAACGAGAUAAAUCUGUCGAUAAUGGUGAACAAAAGAAGUGUCGAGCUCGAUUUGGUGUCGUGAAUCAAGACCAGUGGUGCAAGCAUUGUAAACGAAAAAAGAGAUGUCUUUGGUAUCGAGAGGCAUCUUCACCAGUUGCAGUAGUAUCUUCGACAACACCGGGAACCCCAGGCACACCAUCUUCAUUAUCUGGAGCAAUUGCCGGUGGUGGUACAAUUAGUGGUCGUGAUACUGAUUCUGAGAGCGAUAUGGAUGCUGUUGCCGCUGCUGCUGCUGCUGCUGCCGCUGUCGCUGCCGAGAGAUCUCGGUCGAUGAUAAGCCAGGUACUACCGAAUAAGCAGCAAACUACUAUUCUUAUUUGCUUCCACCAGUAUAUUUAUAGUUUGUUAAGCUCCUGGUUUAAAAUAUGA
Molecule: messenger RNA, 1137 nt
Organism: Thelazia callipaeda (thelaziosis nematode)
Lineage: Eukaryota; Metazoa; Nematoda; Chromadorea; Rhabditida; Thelaziidae
Source: the annotation of a GenBank genome assembly